AUGGAUCGCGAAUGGGGGAGCAAGCCCGGAAGCGGCGGCGCCGCGUCCGCGCAGAGCGAGGCGAUCGACCGGCGCGAGCGGCUGCGACGAUUGGCUCUCGAAACCAUCGACCUGGCAAAGGACCCCUACUUCAUGCGGAACCACCUCGGAAGCUACGAGUGCAAGCUCUGCUUGACUCUCCACAACAACGAGGGCAACUACCUCGCACACACGCAGGGCAAGCGCCACCAGCAGAACCUGGCCAAGCGCGCAGCUAAGGAGGCGCAGGAGGCACCAGCGCUGCCCCAACCCGCACGGCCGCGAGUGAACCCGCGCAAGACAGUGAAGAUCGGUCGACCUGGUUACCGUGUUACGAAACAGUUCGACCCUGAGACGCACCAACGCUCGCUGCUCUUCCAGAUUGAGUACCCAGAGAUAGAGGAUGGGGUGAAGCCACGCCACCGCUUCAUGUCCUCCUAUGAGCAGCGAGUUGAGUCGUGGGACAAGAACUUUCAAUACCUGCUGUUUGCAGCAGAGCCAUACGAAAUCAUAUCUUUCAAGAUUCCCAGCACAGAAAUUGACAAGACCCCAUCCAAGUUCUUUUCGCACUGGAACCCCGAUACCAAGACCUUCACAGUAAGUAACACGCCAGUCUUGCUCAGUCGUUCACCACUAAGUAACCUAUCACUGCAUGUGCAUCCCGCCUCUCCCAUCUAA
Messenger RNA from Closterium sp. Yama58-4, 696 nucleotides. Lineage: Eukaryota; Viridiplantae; Streptophyta; Zygnematophyceae; Desmidiales; Closteriaceae. The record is from the annotation of a GenBank genome assembly.